Molecule: messenger RNA, 2388 nt
Organism: Argiope bruennichi
Lineage: Eukaryota; Metazoa; Arthropoda; Arachnida; Araneae; Araneidae
Product: poly(A) RNA polymerase GLD2-like
Exons: 13
Coding region: 351-1967 (538 amino acids)
Cellular component (GO): cytosol
Molecular function (GO): poly(A) RNA polymerase activity
Source: RefSeq, a predicted model, not a curated record
UUCAUUUUAUUCAGAAACUCUUAAUAAUUUUCCGUGCGGGAUUAGAAAAUUCAUCUGUUCUAAUGUUUUAAAUGCACAUGUGUCGUAUUCAUGGGUCUUUCUGUCUUUUAAAUUACGCCGGUCUCGCCCAUUUCAUCCGUGCGAUGAAAUGUAUUGCACGGUCUACUUUUUAUUAAAUAUGUUCAAAACAGGCAUUCCAGGAUUGAGUAUCGGUAAAUUGAAUUUUCAAGAUACUCAAAAUGCUGACAACAAGUCAGUAGAUUCCAAGAUGUUGGUUUCAGAGUUUAGUAUUUGAAAUCCUUAUCUGAGUAUAUAUACAUAUUGAAUAAGAAUUUUAAUAAACAUUCAAUAUGUAUCAUAGCCUUUAUCAUCCAUCAUGGUUGGUGACCAAUCAAGCUGCAAAGACACCAUUUCUUUUAACAUACGGUGAUGUAUCAUUCAUUCCUAUAGAUCAUUUAACUGCUUUUAUGCCAACAUCCUUACAGCAACAGCAACCUGUCUUUGCAACAUCACAGAUUGCUCUUGAUAUUUCAAAUAUGAAAAGGGUAUCAAUGAAUAUGUUGAUGCACAAUAUGGAAUCUGCUAACAGUUACAUGCCUUUUCUCAGGAGGCGGAACUUUAAUCCUCCUAUAUUAGAUAGACAGUUUUCUAAAGAAAGUCUGGUCGAAUCAGCCGGUGGCGAUAGUGGUGUUUCCAGUUCUCGUUCCUCCACUCCAUCUUCUGUUGAAACAUCAAGUAGCACAGAACCCAAAAGUGUAGGCCUCGUGAAUAAUGGACUGCCAUCUAAUUCGUUACGUCCUCGGAGAAAAUUUGAUCAUGCUAACAGUUCUCAGAGACAGAAUGUUCAUCGACGUUUUCAGAAUCAAAAGCGUUUUCCACAGAAUUCUAAAGUUCCAAAUGGAAACAUUCCAUCAAGAAAAAUUCCUCAGCAUCCUAAAGAUGAAUGGUAUAAUGUUUCUGUUGGUAUUUGGAGCCAUUAUAUGAAGACCAGGCAAAAAGAAGAAAUGUACAUAAAGAAAAUGCAUCUUCGCACUGCCGUACAUCUACUUCUUGGUCAAAUCUUUCCAAAUUGUGGUUUGAGAGUUGUUGGGUCUUCUGUGAAUGGCCUUGGUACUAAUAAUAGUGAUGUUGAUAUGUGUCUUGUCCUUGCUUCACCUGUAGAGAUUGAUCAGCAAACAGAAGCAAUGCAACUUCUUCAGUGUGCUCAAAAACUUCUUAAUCAUUGUUCAUUUGUGAUAAGUACAGAUCUGAUCACAGCAAAAGUACCAAUUCUGAAGUUCACAGAAAAGUAUAACAACAUCCAAGUCGAUUUAAAUAUUAAUAAUACUGUUGGCAUUGCAAAUACCCAACUUCUAGGAACUUAUAGCCAGUUAGAUUGGAGAGUUCCUCCUUUAGUACUAGUCAUUAAGAAAUGGGCUCAAGAUUGCAAAAUAAACAAUGCCAAAGAAAUGACUCUUUCUAGUUAUUCACUUGUGUUAAUGGUGAUACAUUAUUUGCAAUGUGGAUGUGAUCCUCCUGUCCUUCCUUGCUUGCAGAAAUUGCAAUCGCGGCGUGAUCCUGGAGAUUAUUGGAAAAGCCUGAUACCUUAUGGAGAUAACAGUAUUUUCCGGUCAAAAAAUACACAGUCUCUAGGGAGUCUCUUGUAUGGGUUUUUUGAGUACUAUGCAGAUAAGUUUGACUUUUCAAAAGAUGUUAUUUCUGUUCGCCUGGGAUGCAAACUCCCAAAACAAGUUGCAAUGAAUUUCAGAUCUACAAAGAAUAAAAGAGGACACUGGAAGUUUAUUUGUAUAGAAGAGCCUUUCAAUAGAACAAAUACAGCCUGUGCUGUUUAUGAUGAAGCAUCAUUUAACAGAAUUAUGAAUGCUUUCAAAACAACUUGGCAUUGCCUUAAAGAAAAGAAAGAAUUAUCAUCUGUCCUUGGUGUUCCAGCGUGUACUUAUGAAACGGCUGUUAAAAAAGGAUCCUAGAGUACCCCCCCCCCUUUUUUUCUUACCAAGUGUUUUGAGAAAUACUUUGCUGUUCUGCUUGAUAUCAAAUCGGAGAUCCUGCAUAACUCAUAUGGAAGUCAUAUAUGCUCAAAGCUGUAAUGUAAAAAUUAAGUACCUCAGAUAAUUUAUUUUGUUUAAACUAUUAAACAUAUUAGCUUUUCUGAGUAAAGUGGCUUUAAAAUAAUUCUAGAAUAAAGAUAAAAAGUGUGGAGACUUUUAUUGUGCAGUUAGAUUAUUUUUUUUUUUUAAUUGUAUGAUUUGGAGCAGUUUAAGUUUCAAAUGUUCAAUGAACGUUAAGUCCCUGUCUCAACCUGUAUAUAAGCUGAUAAAUAAGAUGUAUAACUUUAUACUGUUUGUAUAUUUUACUGUAAGUAGUUUAAAAUAAAGAAUUCUGAUUUAA